Molecule: messenger RNA, 3310 nt
Organism: Closterium sp. NIES-67
Lineage: Eukaryota; Viridiplantae; Streptophyta; Zygnematophyceae; Desmidiales; Closteriaceae
Source: the annotation of a GenBank genome assembly
UCACCUUGAAGCCGCCUUUACAUCCCAUCAUUCCAUCUCCACCGUUCAUUCGUCAGAUCCGCUGAUUCCGUCGAACGCCUGUUCUUGCUGGCAAAUGCCUACCUGUAGACUAUUCUGUAGGACGCCGUGACCGUUGUAGUGGUGGCUGUUGCAUGGGAUUCAGCCACGCGCUACUCCGUCCCGUGAAUGGCUGUGACCUGUCGCAGCAGCCAGAUUCAGUCUCCCGUGUUUCUGUCCUAUCGUCGAACAAUCUUUGUCCUUCCUCUGACGUCGUUGACCCUCGAGUAGGCAAGACCUAAUACGCCAGGGUUCGCCGUCUUCAUUCGCCGAUGCUGUCGCGAGUGCUUGUCGCUAGUGCUCGUCGCUUGAAUUCCCGAAUCCGCCAUUACUCUCUGUAGUUACUUAGUACGAGAAUGGAGGCGCUUAACAGGCCCGUCGUUCAAGCAUCGGGUGUGCCGAUCUCGUGGACGCUUUAUUUCCCCAGCGAGGAGUUUUCUCCCGAGGACAGGCGCGCCGAGCUCAUCAAAUCCCUCAUCGACGGAUUCCUCACGGAGAAAGGCCAGCAGCUGCUGCAGCAGGCCGACCCCAAGGAACUGUCUCUUUUGUCGCGAUGGACUGUCAGCAUGGAGUCGCUGAAGCAGCACCUGCAGGCUUCGUGCACCACGCAGGAAGCAGCAAGUGGCAGCAGCGAUCUGGGCGGGGCUGCGGAGCUGCUGCUUCAAGCGCUCGAGGCAGCGCCAGAGGAAGCACUGGCCUGCCUGGGUGCUGCUGCCACUGAGAUGUUCCUGGAGAGAGGCCUGCUGGAGGCUCCGCCUCUACCCUCCUCCUCAGCCUCGUCUGCCUCACAGCACGUCUUGGGUCGCCUGGUUGUGCGGCUGGUGGACCACAGCGACUCAGUGAUCGAGUUCAAGAAGCUUAAAGCUAGCAGCCUCGAUCGGCUCGUGACGGUGUGUGGGACAGUGGUGCGGGUGGGGCCGCUGCGCCCUCUAGUGGUGGCGCUGGACUUCACGUGCACCCGCUGUGGCGCCGUCUCGUCCCUCUCCUUCCCUGACGGCCGUUUCACCCAGCCUGCGGCCUGUGGCCACGACAACUGCCGAAACCGCACUUUCUUGCAGAACCGGGCAGGUGCCCGGAAAAUAAACUUCCAGACGAUCCGUCUCCAGGAGCUGACCGGCGGGACAGGGGGUGAGGACAUGGGGCGUAUGCCACGGGUGGUGGACUGCGAGUUGAGGGAGGACCUGGCGGAUGCGUGCCUGCCGGGGGAUAUGGUGGCGGUGUGCGGCAUUGUCAAGAUCAUCAACAACGAGACAGACGUGGGGGGAGGUCGGUCCAAGAAGCGAGAGCAGUGUCUGUUCCAGCUCUACAUAGACGCCAUCUCCGUUGUCAACGCCAAAUCCCAGUCCACCACACCAAGCCCCACCCUGACAGCCGCAGCAGGAGAAGGAGCAGCAGCCACCCCUGCCAUGCCUGCUCACCAGCCUCCGGCCUGUGCUGGUGGUGCGAGUGGGGGGGCAGUGGAGAUGGGGGAGGAGGACAUGCGGCGCAUGCUGGAGUAUGUGGUGGAGCGCGAGGAAGAGGGUGACCUGUUUCAGCACAUCGUGCACUCGUUUUGCCCGUCCAUCUACGGCCAUGUGCUCGUCAAAGCGGGCAUCAUUCUGUCCCUCUUUGGCGGGGUGCGCAAGCACGAGGGGGACGCCAACCGCGUGCCAGUCAGGGGAGACGUGCACGCGUUGCUUGUGGGCGACCCUGGCAUGGGCAAGAGCCAGCUGCUGAAGGCGGCUGCAGCAGUGGCACCCCGGGGGGUGUACGUGUGUGGCUCUGGCGCCUCCUCGGUGGGACUCACUGUGGCAGUUGUGAAGGAUGGGCCCGGUGGGGAGUACGCGUUUGAAGCAGGGGCGAUGGUGAUGGCGGACCAAGGCACGUGCUGCAUUGACGAAUUCGAUAAGAUGGGCAACGAACAACAGGCCCUACUGGAGGCCAUGGAGCAGCAGAGCGUGAGUGUGGCCAAGGCGGGUCUCCUCGCCAAUUUCAGUGCAAGAACGGCGGUGCUGGCUGCUGCCAACCCCGUUGGGGGACACUACAAUCGAGCACGCACACUGAACGAGAAUCUGAAGCUGUCUGCCGCCCUGCUGUCGAGAUUUGAUCUCAUCUUCAUCCUCCUCGACCGGCCAGACCACCACACGGACCAACGGCUGUCAGAGCAUGUGCUGCAGAUGCAUGCCGGCAUGCCUUCUCGCUCCAAGGCAUCCAAGCGCAGCUACCAUAUCUUCCUGACCGCCCCUUCAGCCACGGACAACGACGCGCCUCAACUCGACCUCCCUCUCUCACACCGCCUGCGCCUGCGCUCCUCUGCUGCCCGCGACUUCUCCCCCCUCCCCCCUGCUCGCCUGCGCCAGUACAUUGCCUAUGCUCGCACACACGUGCACCCACGGCUGUCAGAAGAGGCACGUGCGGUGAUCAAGGCGUUCUACCUCCGCCUGAGGGAGCACAGCAGAGCCAUGGACGGCCCGCCAAUCACAGCGCGCCAGCUGGAGAGCCUCGUGCGGCUCGCCGAGGCUCGAGCCCGGGUGGAGCUGCGGGAGGAAGUUACCGAGGCAGAUGCCCAGGAGGCAGUGGAGCUGAUGGGCGAGUGUCUUCUGGACAAGCUCACAGACGAGGCGGGCAACAUAGACGCAGGGCGGGGCGGCAGCUCGAGCAAGUCCAAGGAAUCAAAACGGUUCCUCGCCGCCCUGCAGCGCACGGCCAAGCAGGCCAUCAAGACGUGCUUCUCCAGAAAGGAGCUGGCCCAGCUGGCGGACGACAUGUGUCUGCGGGUGCCGGACCUCGAUGGGCUCAUCGACAGCCUCAAUGAGGCGGGCUUCCUCCUCAAGAAGGGCGGAGGGCUCUUCCAGGUGCAGACAUGAUGGGUGCUGUCUGAAGAAACUACCGCUGAUUUGUACCUUACCGUAUUCCCCCGGAUAAAACACCCGCCGGAAUUAAUCACCCAUGGGUGGUUUGGGCGGACCUGGGUGCUUAAUUAAACUGGAUAUUCAUACCACCCUAGUUUUUGGCAUGAAACCUAUACACCACCCCCCUGGUUCAUUUUCAAUGGAGUUCUGUAGAUUUUGCCUCUUAUCAGAGUGUCUCUUAUCAGACUCGCGCGUCACUGAGCAGUGCAAGCUAGACGCGAAGUGGUUCAAUGCGAUGUAGAACUGUUACCAUGCCUAGAAUUCCUGAGUAUCAGGCAAAUGUUGCGAGCCUGAUACUGUACGAGACUCAUGGGAGGUUGCCACUUGCCACCACGAUACUGUACGAGCCUGAUUCCCGUCGA